AUGAGCCAUCCAAUCCCAUGGCGUGUGCUGAUUCCAAAAGAUUCCGUCCCGACUGUAAUUGGGUCGGAGAGUGGGCAGCUGUUGCAGCAUCCAUCUGGCGCAACAGUGUCCGUUUCAACGGAACACGAAGCACCUACAUCUUUGAGCGACAAGAUAUUGACCUUGACGGGCUCCAAAGUUCAGAAGGAAGAGGCGUUAACAACUGUUGUAGCUGCCCUUUUCGAAUUUCAGGGAGUGCCGGAAGAUGAAUCGGACAUCUGCGUUCUGGUGAUGCCAUCGUGUGCAGUUGGGGCAGUGAUUGGCACCAAGGGUGCCAAAAUCAGUGACAUCAUGGCCGAGUCCGGCGCCGACAUUGACGUGGGAAGAGAAUGCAUUACCGGAAUGCCUGACAAUCCCGUGGUGCUGAAAGGUCAGCGUUCUCAAAUCGUGAGAGCAGCAGUGCUGGCCAAUGACGUGUUGCAGGAUUUGGCAGACAAGGGCCGCGUUCAGGCUGAUGACUUCCGGUACAUACCUGGCCGGAUGCCAGCACCGCGGGUUGGAGGUCGCGUAGCGUACUCUUCCUGUGCAGCGGCUCGCUUCCUCUUUGGGAAAGAGUUUGCGGGGUUCAUGAUCGGAAAGGGCGGCGAAAAGAUUACCAAGAUUCGAGACCAGACGGGUGCUACUCUCCAGUUUCGAGGCUCUGCUGAGGAGGUUGCACUUUUCCUUGGCCCGGAUGAUCGUAUUUUAGAUAUUCGCGGGGCGCCGUCACAGCGCGACCAGGCUGUCGAGUUCUGCUUCAAAGAAAUGGACUCUGCCCCACAGUCAAUCCAAGAUACGCGUAUACUGAUCCCUCUGGCUGUUCCGGAGGCGCCGCUGGAAGAAACGGUGGCAAAAACUGGCGCAUCUUGCAGCAUGUCACAGGACACGCACAUUGCAAGCCCAGAAAGUACCGAACGCGUGGUUCGAUUGGAGGGCGCUCCUUCAGAACGACUAGCAGCGGUGCUGGGUUUAUUGGCGAAGGCUGACGCGUAUGCAGCAAAUGCCUCUCCGACGCCUGUUCGGCCAGUUGUGUCAACGGCACCCCCUCGCACAGAGAAACCAAAUGGAAGCUUUGCCGCAGCUCCUGCCGCAUCUGCCAAGUGCGCAGAUGCCAAGGUGGAAGAUUCUGAGCAGAGAAUCGAGCCCGAGUCAGGCAAAGCAUAUACUUUUUCAGAGUUUCGAGUGGCUUUUGCUGCGACAUAUUCUGAAAAGGACAUUUGCGACUACUGGCGUGAUGCGUGCAAGCCGGUCGAGAAAGGUGGAAAGCCACCUCGUGAACUUGCCGAAGCUGCGCAAGGUGAAGAGCUUGGCAGCCCGCCCAGAACUCCGUCUGGCCAGCAAGAACCGCACCCGGAGCCGCCACAUGGUUUUCGCGUUGAUGUGCAGAAAGGUGAAGCAGGUCCGCUGGUCCAGCAUGGGCAUUUGGCCGAGAUAGCUGUGGGAUGCGGCGUGCACAUCGAUGUUUGUGGUGAAAUCGCGCCUGGCAAGCUGCAGGUGAUCCUGUCCGGCACGUGUGCCACCAACGCGAUGGCUGUGCUCGCGCUUCAAAUGCGUACGUGGUUUGCGGGUGGCAGGCUGUAA
Molecule: messenger RNA, 1599 nt
Organism: Symbiodinium pilosum
Lineage: Eukaryota; Dinophyceae; Suessiales; Symbiodiniaceae
Source: the annotation of a GenBank genome assembly